This is a messenger RNA of Ixodes scapularis (black-legged tick), 1869 nucleotides long. RefSeq names its product protein GOLM2. The transcript has 7 exons. The coding region runs from base 223 to 882 and encodes 219 amino acids. Lineage: Eukaryota; Metazoa; Arthropoda; Arachnida; Ixodida; Ixodidae. The record is from RefSeq and is a predicted model, not a curated record.
AGACGAAAAGUGUGCCGCAGUUGGCCACGCUGUAAUAUUUACGUCCGCUGCCGCGUCGAGGAAUCUGCUGCCCAUCCGUCCAACGCACGGUGGCGAUGCUACACUCCCUUUAACGCGUCGCCUCCUUUAUCCCUUUCUUUUUACAAAUAGCAUUACUCGGUUCUCGGCCCGAGCCAUCACUCCAGCGUUUCACCAAUCAUCCAGACGAGGCCCAAGCCGACGAUGAAGGCGAACGGGAGCAACCGAGGGUCUCUGCGGCCCCAUUACGGCGGCCGGGCUCCCCCGUUCCUCUUGGCAGCGUUGUUGAUCGGCCUUGCACUCAUCGGCUUCUGCUACUAUAACCUGUCGUCGCAGUACAGCGCCCUGGAAUCUCAGUACCGGGAGCUGCAGCACCGGCUCGACGCCCUCCUCGAGAAGAAAGACGAGAUCAAGAACAGGCACGACCAGCUCAAGACGAAGUUCGAGGAGAACUUGAAGAACCUGGAGGAGUCCGAAAAGCAGCUCGCGCAGCGCGACCGCGAGAAGUCGGCGGUCGAGAAGGCGCUGCGCACGAAGGACGAUGAGCUGAUGGGCAAAAUACGCGAGGCGGACACGGCUGCCAAGGCUUUGACGGGCUGCCUGUUAAGCAUGAACGAGACGACCUCAAACCUGUCAAAAACCGAAGCUCUUUUAAAGAAGCUCACGGAAGAAAUGAAGUCUCUAAGAGAAGCCAAAGAAAAUGCAGCUGCCCAACUUCCAAAUGCAAUACAGCCAUCGAGUUCACCCGCGGUGGGGGCGGCCAAACAGGAUAACGCUCCCAAGAAGGAAGAUGGCGUCAAUGCCGGAAGCGCACAGGACACCACGGCCCUGGACCCAGACACGCAUCCCAAGCCAAACUUCUAGCUCCGGCACGGCUCCUUGGACUGAAAAGGGAAUUUGGUAACCAAAGCAAGAGGGGAAACUGCCGUGAUUGAGCGAUUCAUUCCAGAUGACGGGACGAUCUCCGCCAUCCAUCAAUUUGUUUUCUUCCGAGCCUCGACCGCGGUUGUCGUCGUGCGCGAGAGGUCGUCGAUCCUUACGGACGCGGGAGCAUUUGCCAGCUGCCCAGCUCCGGUUGUAGUCUAGCUUGUGACAUUGUGGUGACUGUGAUGGCAUCGUUUUUUUUUUAAGAGGUUGCGGGGGAAAGGGAUGUUAUUGUCGUUUCGACCGUCAGCUCAUUUGUUUUAGUUGGACGCCCGUUCGGACGCGGUCUUUGGGAGUCCGACGGCCAAAGCAUUUUUUUGUCUUCCAUUGUUUGUGUGUUUGUUUGGUUGUGUUGAAGGUACCCUCGAUUUUUAACUUUUAAUUGUCACUUUUGUAAUCUCUGACUGAGAAUAACUUUGACGAGAAAAACUAAGGAUCACUCGUUCAGAAUCAUCUGAAUCUUACCUUGACAAGCACAUAAAGACAUGGUGGUAAUUUCUUUAGAGGGCACAAAUUAGUAUUAGUGUCAUUUAAAGAUGAAUGAAGGCAAACUUUACUGUAUAGCUUGUUUAAUGAGCACGUGAAAUUUCACAUUUGGUUGCGCUGUAUUCUCAUUGUUUUAGAAGAUUUUUUGCCGCAACAAGAGGUUGCGGAUGCUUGUUCUAGCUCGGCAUUUAGUAGCUCAGCUCGGUUGAUUCAUGUGAUGUCCCUGUUCAGCCAUUAUCAUUUUCAUUUAUUACCUUUUCAUGCAAUAUGCAGAUUGUUGGAUUUGGAUACAAGGUGUACCUCGAGUUUGGUUUUUGUAUGGAGUGGCGUGACCCUCUGUUGUUUGGGGUCCGUUUUAAAGCCGGUGACUAUUCCAUGUGCAGGCGUUUUAAUGCUUUUCUUUUUUAUGUUAUAUUAAACCUUGGUUCAUUGCACUGUGAA